Messenger RNA from Cryptomeria japonica (Japanese cedar), 1764 nucleotides. RefSeq lists its product as uncharacterized. The record is from RefSeq and is a predicted model, not a curated record. Gene Ontology annotation, biological process: DNA integration. Lineage: Eukaryota; Viridiplantae; Streptophyta; Pinopsida; Cupressales; Cupressaceae. Gene Ontology annotation, molecular function: nucleic acid binding. Bases 1 to 1764 code for a protein of 587 amino acids. The transcript is spliced from 5 exons.
AUGCCUUUUGGGUUGAUUAAUGCAGGGGCAACGUUUCAAAGGGUGAUGGAUCUUUCUUUUGGACAUUUGAGGGAUAAGAUUAUUGUGGUGUAUUUAGAUGAUUUAACUGUUUUCUCUAGAAAAAGGAAGCAUCAUGUGCGGGAUUUGAGAAAAGUUCUAGUGAGAUGUAGAGAGCAUGGGGUAUCAUUAAACCCUAAAAGGUCUAUUUUUGGUGUCAUGGAAGGAAAACUUCUGGGACAUAUUGUUUCACAAGAGGGAGUAAAGGUUGAUCCACAGAGGGUAAAAGCAAUACAGCAGCUCAGUCUCCCCUCAAAUAGAAAUGGAGUAAGGUCCUUCUUUGGACAGGUGAACUUGCUAAGGCAUUUUAUUCCUGAUUUUGUUGAAACUACUAAAUACAUUGUGAAUAUGAUGAGUGAAAAGGUAGCCUUUAAGUGGAAUGAAGCUGGUAGAAAGGCUUUUGAAGAGAUUAAAAGGGUAAUCGCACAUGCGCCUACCCUGGUAAAUCUUGACUUUAAUAAGGACUUUAUUAUUUAUUGUUAUGCAUCUGAGCAUACCAUGUCUGGGAUUUUGGUACAAAAGGGCGAGGAUAAUGGAGAGGUGCCAAUUUCUUUCAUGAGUAUUCCCCUGAAGAAGCAUGAGUUGAAAUACUCACAGAUAGAGAAGCAUGCCUAUGCGGUGGUAAAAGCUGUGAAGCAAUUUAGGUAUUACAUACUUCAUUCACAUGCGAUUGUUUUUGUUCCCAAUUUUGUGGUGGGAAUGUUCAAGGAUGCAUACGCCUGGGUGGCGAGGUGUGAGAAGUCCAGGUUGUUUAUAGGUAAACCCCAGUUAGCUGCCUUGCCUUUGAGACCCGUGGUAAUUGAAGAACCGUUUAAACAGUGGGGAUUGGAUUUCAUUGGUCCUUUGAACCCCAUUUCCAAUGCGGGGCACACUCACAUAUUAAUAGCAAUAGAUUAUUUCACUAAGUGGGUGGAAGCUAUCCCUGUAAAAAAAACCACUUCAGAGAUUGUGUGUACGUUCCUUAAGGAUAAUAUGCUUGUCAGGUUUGGAGUCCCUCAGAAAAUAGUCACAGAUAAUGCAUCAAAUUUCUCUUCAUCUGAGUUAAGCUUAUUUUGCUAUGAUCACGAAAUUUCUUUGGCACAUGCCUCUGAUUAUUAUCCGCAGGGUAAUGGUCAGGCAGAAUCAAGUAACAAGAAUUUGUUCAACAUCAUGAGAAAGUUGGUUAGUGAGAAUUUUAGGGAUUGGCAUAAGAGGUUGCAUGAAGCACUAUGGGCAAAUCGAACUUCACCAAAACGGGCCAUAGGAAUGUCACCAUUUGAGCUGGUAUAUGGUAUUGGUGCACAACUCUCUCUUCCUUUAGAAUUAGCAGCUUCUAAACUGCAGCUUGCCUAUGUCGCAAAGGAUUAUGGUGAGGAUUAUGACACAAGUGGGAUUUUCCCCAUUGAUUUACGCCAUUACAGCUAUAGGAAAAAGGCAGAGGAAACACUGCGCAAUAUGGCAUCCCCUUUUUCUGAUACAGACAAGGUUUCAACUGGGGUAGAUACUGCCUUCCAGGAUUCAGGGACACUUGAUAUCUGGUCUCAUGUAGACAGUGCCACACCGCCACCCUUAGCAGGAUCUCCACCCAUACCAUCUAAGGAACUGACUCUGGCACCGAAGUGGUUGAGUGAAUCAAUUACCCGAAAAAGGAACGUGGUCCCUAUUUUGAUAUCAAUGGAGGAUGCUAUGAGUAAAUGUCUGGGAAAGUCCACGAAGCCAAAAAACUAA